Stylophora pistillata is the source of this 2486-nucleotide messenger RNA. RefSeq lists its product as uncharacterized. NCBI's taxonomy places the organism in Eukaryota, Metazoa, Cnidaria, Anthozoa, Scleractinia, Pocilloporidae. The record is from RefSeq and is a predicted model, not a curated record.
GGCGAGACAAAAAUUCUAAAGGGAAAGGGAAAGGAAAGGGAAGAGGAAAGAGAAAGCUUUGCAGAAACAAGAAUUCUUCAAAGAACUGGCCAUCCUUAAGGCGAAGGCACAGCCUUUCAAUUACCUCGGUACAAUCCAUCACUGAUAGCGAUACACUUGCUGGGGAACGAUGUGAGUCCACAACCGAGGAAAAUCAAAGAAACGUGGACGCAACAGUCAUUGGUCACGCUACUCCAAUUCUGGUGAACCAAAUGACUACCGAUAUUGAAACGACCAUGUCGAAUGCCAGUAUAAUUGUUGUGCAAUCCAUAACAGACGAGAGUCCCUCAGACGAUAGUAGGCCUAUUACCGGUAGCGAAUCAAACGCCUCGUUGUCACAUUCGACUGUCGUUAAACAAUCAACGAGCAAUCAAGAACUUGAAGAGCAAGAUAAUGAUAAAGUAUCAAAAUCCUCUCCUCCCCCGCCCUGUCCAUCACAGGACCAGGAAAGCCCUGCUCGAAACAGCCAUUUUCAGCUUCUUGAGUUUCUUAAGAUUCGUCUGGACAUGGCGGCCAAUAACAUGGAAAUAAACAGGUUACUAACUAAUGUAGACCGCGCAUUGGAUAGAGCAUCACGGUCUCGUAUACUGGGAUUCAAACGCAUGCAUGCUGCGGCAGAGUCAAGACGAGCUGCUCGGGAAAUUCAGGAGGAAACUGGUACUGAGGAAGAAGGGAGUGAGAACGACCACGGUGAUGAAGGUGAUGAAGGUUACGAAGAAGACAACGACAGAGAUGAAACCCCGUUUUCAUCUUCCACUCCCCCACCCAUUCCAAGAAUCUGCUGGCAGUAAGCUAUCAGUAAAUCACUUCUCCUAUAUUUGAACUUCACUGAACUGAAACUGUGUGCUAAAAUGUAGUAAGGUCGAAAAGAAUGCGGAUGGAAGUAAUGGAAGCUGAAUGAUAACAGGAAAACAGCUGUGAAGAACUUAUGCUUCCCGAGUUUGGUAACUACGACCUGCAUGGAAGAAAUGUAAGGGUAAACACAACGGUAACCUUUUAUUAUUUUGUAGUUCAAUCUCGAGGAGAUGGUGAGUUAACUUGGGUAUUUCUCCCUUUAAGUGAGAGCUUUACGAUCACUGGUUACUCUAGUGAAGAUCACAUUCACUAAUUCCCUUUUCAACGUAUGUCAACUGAAAUAAUGAAAUGCUAUUUUGAAUAUUGAAAUACAACUUAUAAGCACCCUCUGUAGCCUAGUGAUCAUCAUUAUCCUUUAAUUUUUGCAGAUAUCGAUGAUUGUGAUCCAACCAUAAAAAUCAGUGUAGUCAGAUUCGCAUGUGUAAGUGUUCGAAUAAAAAGGAUUUUGAAUCGAAGAAGGAUUGCUAUACAAAUCAAAUUCUACACAGGUCAGAUGAGUGACAUAGUUUGGCGCAAAGUUUAUAGCUAACUUCUCCCUCCCAACAAGUCCUUCCUAAUUUAAUGAUCGCUUAGAAUUAGACUAAUUUGAUCUUAAGUUAAACCUCGGCAGGCAAAAAUUUCGACUUCGUCGCAUGUUUUCAUAAUUUACUAGAUGGCCUCUUUUAUUUCUGUAGGGGUCGAUGAAGCGUGAUUUAUCCAUAAUGAACCUGCUCGGUAAGCGCAAGCCUUGCAGAAAUUUUACCCUGCCAGUAUGCAAUAGGGGGUUAGUUCGUAUGAAAAACGACGACUUAUAUUUGCUGCCAUAUCUAAAGACCACAUUAGUUUCGAUCUUCGAAAUGUAUAGGUAAACUUAAUUUAUUUUUCUCAUUAAUUCUUAGAGAGUUGUUAACUUAACGUUCGUAUUGUUCUCAUUAAGCCAGAACUUUUGCAUAGAUGAGUUCCACUGCACAAAUGUGUCAACACUCCUGGCCUAUACUAGUGUGAGUGCAAACAGGAUUUGAACUUUACAAAAGAAUGUGAUACUAUCUUGUGUUUUAACAACUGAAAAUGCAGAGUCCGCAGACAUUAUCUGUUCCAAGAUGUUAUCUCUUUCCGAGAGCCAAGCUCGAGGAGAACUAUGAGUUUGGAAGAACAGUUUGAAUGGGACUAUGAAAGAGAGCAGAACAACGCGUUCACCUAAGAAACAUGACGGAAAAAGGUACUGAACACAGUGCUUCGUGUGGUAAUUUUUCGGUGGCGCUUCAUUGAACAGAUGAUUUGAGAUAAAACUGAGGUCGAGGAGAAGACGGCAUCCGUGGAAAUACUUUCUGAUGUUGUACAGAGGUGGGGUAAUUCCAGACGAUAUCUUCAAAGAGUGGUGACUGCUGAGUCUCAAUUAUUUCAUGAUGCGAAAAGUUUGACAUUGUUAUAGGUCUAGAGAACUAAGUUGAUACCUAUUACAUGUAAAUCACAAUUGCAAAUAUUUCAGAGUUUGCUCGAUAGCUUGCUUUGUAAUUAUGAAUUUUCUCGUUCUUCAACAGUGAUAUUAAUUUGUCGAUAGUUCCUUCUUUAAAUACUGAGAUUCUCGAGAAACAUUAAAUGAGGUUAGUUUA